CAGUCGAAGGUUGUACUACAGCAUAGUACUGCAAACAGCUGUGGAAGCGUCUUCUGCUUUGUACACACGUUUCGCUGAUCUGGUCAAUGGAUUACACAGUUUCCCUACAAGUGCAGCAUCAAUUGACGGUGUUCCCGACACACUUGUACCAGGGUUACAGUUUGGAGUUACAGAUGAAGUCUACAGAAGUGGACCAAGGGCUUUUCACAGACACCUACUGUAAAGUGUGCAGCGCUCAGCUCAUCUCAGAGUCCCAGAGGGUUGCCCACUAUGAGAGUCGGAAACAUGCCAAUAAAGUGCGGCUGUAUUACAUGCUACAUCCCGUGGAUGGAGGCUGCCCAGCAAAGAAACUCCGAACAGACAAUGGCAGUGAGGAGGGAGACGUGGACAAGAACAAGUGUUGCACACUGUGUAACAUGUCCUUCACCUCAGCAGUGGUGGCACAGUCACAUUACCAAGGCAAAAUCCACGCCAAGAGACUAAAGCUGCUGCUGGGGGAGCAGCUGCCAUCACAGCAAAGGUUAGCUUCUCUCUCUCUCUUAAAGCCCUGAAGGGAAGAAACGACCCCAGUGACCUCUCCUCGGCAGCGCAGGGACUCGGACCGCUACUGCCAGCUAUGCAACGCCUGGUUCAACAAUCCGGGCAUGGCGCAGCAGCACUACGACGGCAAGAAGCACAAGAAAAACGCGGCUCGCGCCGACCUCCUGGAACAGCUGGGCAAGACCCUGGACAUGGGAGAGAUGAAAGGUCUGAAACGUAGCUAUACCUGUGAAGUCUGCAGUGUCACACUCAACUCUGUGGCACAGUACCAUGCACAUCUGCAGGGCUCAAAGCACCAAAACAACCUGAAGAAUCAGAUAUGUGUCCAGUGAAUCUUGAAGAACAAAACAAACCAUUUGAUUGAUGUCAGACAAGCUGUGUUCAGCUUGCCCCAAUUUUUCUGCCUCUGCCCUGCUUUCUCUCUCUACCACACAAACACACACACACACUCUAUCUCUGUCUCUCUCCGUUGCCCUGCUAGCAUACAAUAGGAGAACACAUUUUUUGUUUUUAAAUGCUUCAGCUCCACAGCAUCUGUCUCACCUGUCAACUUAAGGCUUCUGCAGAACUCUUGUCAUUUUGGCCAUGUGAUAAUCGACAUUCCACAGAUUCUGCAUUUCACACCAACAUAUUCUCAGUACUUUUAAAGACAAUGGUCGACGAGAAUAAAAGUGGAUCCAGCAAAGGGACAGUCCCCUCAAUGCAUGAUGAAAUGAACGACCUGCAACUUCAUGCUAACUAUGCUUUUGCUUUAGUUGUAAGUGGUUAGAGAGAGGAAGACUCUCAAUGGCAUUUUGGCUUGAGUAAUAAAGUGUUUUUUUGUAUUUUACCUGAAAUAGAAUAUGUAUAAGAGAACUGAUAUAUAAGUAAUGUAUUGUUUUUUAUCUUAUUUAUGAGUAAUUCAUUUUAUUUUUAAAAUGUAUUUUGCCCUCAGACUGUUUUUUUCCUUUAGAAUAAUGUAUAAUAAUAUAGUAAUGUUUGGGUCUAUGCUAUAUAUUCCCAUCUAAUCUCACAGUAACAUAAUAUCCCUGGUGGACAAGUUGGCAAUAAUAAUGACAGUUUGUACAAUGUCAUUGAACAUAAUGGCAUGGUGCACAAGUUGCUUUAUAUAUAAUACAGUAAAAGAUUUUCAUAAUGUUUACAAUUUGAAUCUGAGCUGAUUUAUCUGCAGCUCUAGUAGUCCUGGAAGGAGACCCUAAAUAGGGGAUCUACAGGUAACUGUCAAAAUAAAGGAAACACAAUAAGGUAUAUUGAAAGCAGGUGUAUUGAAAGCAGGUGCUUC
This is a messenger RNA of Salvelinus sp. IW2-2015, 1822 nucleotides long. Lineage: Eukaryota; Metazoa; Chordata; Actinopteri; Salmoniformes; Salmonidae. The record is from RefSeq and is a predicted model, not a curated record.